This is a messenger RNA of Populus trichocarpa (black cottonwood), 3907 nucleotides long. RefSeq names its product puromycin-sensitive aminopeptidase. Gene Ontology annotation, biological process: proteolysis. NCBI's taxonomy places the organism in Eukaryota, Viridiplantae, Streptophyta, Magnoliopsida, Malpighiales, Salicaceae. The record is from RefSeq and is a predicted model, not a curated record. Gene Ontology annotation, cellular component: chloroplast. Gene Ontology annotation, molecular function: zinc ion binding; metallopeptidase activity.
CUAUUUCCUUACAAAUCUGUGGAGUUGGAGGCAGGUUGUGACACGCUAGGCGUUGAAUGAUGAAGUUGUCUUUUUGAAAUGAAGGGUGUAUUAGUUAGAAGGAUUUAUCGUUUAGUAUUCUAUUCACUAAAAAAUCUAUAAUUUAGAAGAAUCUAGAUAAAAAAAUUAGUUGUCAUUCCUAGUUCACUCUACUUAAAGCUUAAGCUGUCUGUCAUUUCAUUUUUGUUCUAUUUAGGUUUUGUUUUUAAAAAAAACAUAACAAAUCCUCUGUUUUCUUUUAAUCAGAUCAUCAAAAAAACAUCUAGGUAAAUCUAUCUCCCCCUUUUCUCACAUUAGUUUCCAUUUUAUAUGCUUAUUAUUUUUAUUAGUUAUUAUAUUUACUUUUGAAGUUUUUCUGUCCAUAUUUUGAAUUAUCCUUUUAUCUAUAAGAACCCUGCCAGUGUGUGCGAGCGCUUCUGUUUUUGGUUCAAGGGUUUUAGGUUCCUUUUAGUGGGUUUUGGCCAUCUGGGUAGUUAUUACUUCGUCAAUCUUUGACUCUUUUAAUGGGUUUUAAUAGAUUUGAUCAUUAACUAAUAGAUUCAUUAUAGUAGUUUAUAUAGGGAUUUUUCUUGUCAGUUUUUAAAUGGCUAGAUUGAUUCUUCCAUGCAAAAGUUCCUGUCUUGCAAAGACCAGUCUCUUGGGUUUGAUCUCCUCUGCUCCUCUUCGAGCUACCGGUAGACCUAGUUGCUUUCAGAGUUCAGUGAGAAAUAUCUCGAAAUACAGAGGAUUCCUCAGUUCAGAGGUUGCCUUUCGAAGGAAGAACCGGUUUUCGUACCCAGCAUUAUAUAGAGAUAAGCAAGACAGAAGGAGGCUAAUUUGUGCAGUCGCCACAGAACCAUUACCCAAGCAAGUUGAAGAAUCCAAAAUGGACGCACCAAAAGAAAUCUUUCUCAAGGAUUACAAGUUGCCUGACUACUACUUUGAUUCGGUGGAUUUGACAUUUUUGCUGGGUGAUGAGAAAACAAUUGUUAGUUCGAAAAUAACUGUUUUACCCAGAGUUGAAGGUUCUUCUUCUCCGCUAGUUUUGGAUGGAGCAGACCUGAAGCUGCUUUCAGUUAAAGUCAAUGGUGAGGAACUGAAGAAUGGAGAUUAUCAUUUGGAAUCACGCCAUUUAACAAUCCUAUCACCACCUUCUGGUAAAUUUACGUUGGAAAUUGUUACUGAGAUAUAUCCCCAGAAGAACACAUCAUUGGAGGGACUUUACAAGUCAUCUGGGAAUUUCUGCACUCAAUGUGAAGCAGAGGGUUUCCGCAAAAUUACAUAUUAUCAGGACAGGAUCAGCCCUGAUAUAAUGGCAAAAUACACUGUCCGGAUUGAAGCUGAUAAAUCUUUGUACCCAGUAUUGCUAUCUAAUGGAAAUCUCUUGGAACAAGGAGACCUUGAGGGUGGUAAGCAUUAUGUUCUAUGGGAGGAUCCCUUCAAGAAACCUUGCUAUUUGUUUGCAUUGGUUGCUGGACAGCUGGAGAGCAGAGAUGACAUGUUUGUUACCCGUUCUGGUCGAAAUGUGUCACUAAGAAUUUGGACCCCUGCACAAGAUGUACCCAAGACAGCACAUGCCAUGUAUUCACUUAAAGCAGCAAUGAAAUGGGAUGAGGAUGUUUUUGGUCUUGAAUAUGACCUAGAUCUCUUUAACAUUGUUGCUGUCCCUGAUUUUAACAUGGGAGCCAUGGAGAACAAAAGUUUGAAUAUUUUCAAUUCCAAGCUUGUUUUGGCAUCCCCAGAAACUGCUUCAGAUGCAGAUUAUGCUGCUAUUCUUAGGGUUAUUGGCCAUGAGUAUUUCCACAACUGGACAGGCAACAGGGUGACUUGUCGUGACUGGUUCCAGCUCAGUUUAAAGGAAGGUCUAACUGUAUUUCGUGAUCAGGAGUUUUCAUCUGAUAUGGGAAGCCGCACUGUGAAGAGGAUCUCUGAUGUUUCAAAGCUUCGAAUUUCUCAGUUCCCACAGGAUGCCGGUCCUAUGGCUCAUCCAGUGCGACCACAUUCAUAUAUCAAGAUGGACAACUUCUACACAGGUUAGUUUCUGCUCUGUAUGACUUAUUCAGUCAAAGCUUCAUAUUUUGUUCAGUUUUCCUCCUUUCACGAGGCCAGUUACCUAAUUCUUCUGGUGGGUUUUCUUUCUUGUUUUUCUUCGUUGCAGGUGUAUGAAAAGGGAGCGGAAGUUGUCAGGAUGUACAAAACCUUAUUAGGGAGUCAAGGUUUCAGAAAGGGCAUGGAUCUUUAUUUUAAAAGACAUGAUGGUCAAGCUGUGACAUGUGAAGAUUUUUUUGCUGCCAUGCGAGAUGCAAAUGAUGCAGAUUUCGCUAAUUUCUUACAAUGGUACUCCCAAGCUGGUACACCUCUGGUGAAAGUUACUUCAUCUUAUGAUGCUGAAGCUCAUACUUUCACCUUAAAGUUCAGUCAAGAAGUACCACCAACGCCAGGGCAACCAGUUAAAGAACCCAUGUUCAUUCCUGUGGUGUUAGGGCUGCUCGACACAAGUGGCAAGGACAUGUCCCUCUCGUCUGUGUAUCAUGAUGGAGCAUUGAAGUCUAUUGCAAGUGACAGUCAACCAGCCUAUAGUACAAUUCUUAGAGUAACCAAGAAAGAGGAGGAAUUUGUUUUCUCUGAUAUACUUGAGCGGCCAGUACCUUCUCUAUUGCGGGGUUUCAGCGCUCCAAUCCGUCUUGAAUCUGAUCUCUCUGACAGUGAUCUGUUUUUCCUCCUUGCUCAUGAUUCAGACGAAUUCAACCGAUGGGAGGCUGGGCAAGUCUUGGCUAGAAAACUGAUGCUCAGUUUAGUCGCUGAUUUCCAACAAGGGAAACCAUUGGUUCUGAACCCAAAGUUUGUGCAAGGGCUAAGAAGCAUUCUUAGUGACUCGAACUUGGAUAAGGAAUUUAUUGCAAAGGCAAUAACACUACCAGGUGAAGGAGAAAUAAUGGACAUGAUGGAAGUUGCAGAUCCUGAUGCUGUUCAUGCUGUUCGAUCUUUCAUCAGGAAGCAGCUUGCAUCUGAACUGAAAGCAGAGUUUUUACGCACAGUCGAAAACAAUAGGAGCUCAGAAGAGUAUAUGUUUAACCAUCCUAACAUGGCCAGGCGUGCUCUAAAGAAUAUUGCCCUUGCAUAUCUUGCAUCACUUGAAGACCAGGAGUUAACUGAGCUUGCAUUGCAUGAGUACAAAACUGCCACAAAUAUGACCGAUCAAUUUGCAGCUUUGGCAGCCAUAGCCCAAAAUCCUGGGAAAACUUGUGAUGAAGUACUUGCUGACUUCUACACCAAGUGGCAGGAUGAAUUUUUGGUUGUGAAUAAAUGGUUUGCCCUUCAAGCCAUGUCUGAUGUUCCUGGUAAUGUUGAGAAUGUUCGGAGCCUCUUGAAUCAUCCAGCAUUUGAUCUGCGCAAUCCAAACAAGGUAUACUCACUCAUUGGAGGAUUCUGCAGCUCACUCGUGAAUUUCCAUGCAAAGGACGGGUCAGGCUACAAGUUCUUGGGGGAGAUUGUGGUGCAACUGGACAAAAUUAAUCCUCAGGUGGCAUCCCGCAUGGUAUCAGCCUUCUCAAGAUGGAAACGCUAUGAUGAAACCCGGCAAAACCUUGCCAAGGCACAGCUGGAGAUGAUCGUGUCUGCCAAUGGACUGUCAGAGAACGUAUUUGAGAUCGCCUCAAAAAGUUUAGCUGCUUAAAUGCCUAAACUUUGCAGGUUGCAGUUGUUUGUCAUCAGUGCUUGCGACGGUGAUGUGGGACAAUAAGUGUGUUUGGCACAUUUGCAAGUUCACCAUGAUAAGCAUGCUGUCCUCAUUAUGUCUCUUCCAUGGAAGAGACAGGAUUCUGUAACUUUCAAUACAUCUUUACAUGGAAUAUUUCGGAAAAUAAUACCCUGAUGAUGCUUUUUUCUU